Messenger RNA from Exophiala xenobiotica, 1979 nucleotides. RefSeq lists its product as uncharacterized. The record is from RefSeq and is a predicted model, not a curated record. Bases 333 to 1841 code for a protein of 502 amino acids. Gene Ontology annotation, molecular function: aldehyde dehydrogenase (NAD+) activity. NCBI's taxonomy places the organism in Eukaryota, Fungi, Ascomycota, Eurotiomycetes, Chaetothyriales, Herpotrichiellaceae. The transcript has a single exon.
CGGAGACGCAAUAACACCUGACCUUGUUGCCCUUAGACCUCACCUAGUAAUCCUUCUACGUCUGCUGUACAGGUAUCAGAUUCUGCAUCAAUUCCACCGUAGAGCCAAGAGAGCCAUCCGCAAUCACUCUUCAGCGCUAUUUGGACAUUGCUACUUAAGCCAACGCAAGCGGAAACAGGUCCAACUAGCCUCGAAUUGAGUCCUGGGUCAAAAGGAAUAGCAACGAAUAAUCCACGACUUGCACAAGGCCUGCAGGCCAGCCUACCUACCUUGGUAGUGUACAACCGAAGCGACAUCAGAGAGCGACAUCAACUCACUUCCAAUUAAGUACAAUGGUGCUCACCAUAUCUCUUCCAGACCGCCAUACAUUCUACGCCGGCAAGCCACAAAAAUCAUCAACCUCUUCAGAGACCUUCCAAUCAGUCGAUCCUUCGACAUCCAAACCCGUCUGCACGAUUCACACAUCCUCUCCAUCAUCCAUAGAUUCAGCCAUCUCAGCAGCAAAAUCAGCUUUCCCGUCAUGGUCGAGCACUCCACCCGUCGAACGAGCCCGCAUCCUCCAAAAAGCGGUCUCGAUACUUCGCUCGCGGAAUGAUGAGCUCGCCAAAAUCGAAACACUCGACACUGGCAAACCUUUUUCCGAGACAUCUACAGUCGACAUAGUCACUGGCGCCGAUGUUCUUGAGUACUUUGCUAACCUGGUCGCUUCCGGCGGCCUGAACGGCGAAUCAUUCCGCCUCCGCGAUUCGGCUUGGGUGUACACUUCCAAAGAACCGCUCGGUGUGUGCGCUGGUAUCGGUGCGUGGAACUACCCGAUUCAGAUUGCGCUCUGGAAAUCUGCGCCUUGUCUAGCCGCUGGUAAUGUGAUGGUCUACAAGCCUUCCGAAGUGACGCCGCUUCAUGCUCAAUUCUUGGCUCAGGUCUACACAGAGGCCGGAGUACCGGAUGGCGUGUUCAACGUCGUGUAUGGUGCUGGUGAAGUCGGCGCUUAUCUGACGAAACAUCCCGACAUUGCCAAAGUCAGCUUUACAGGUCAAGUCUCGACCGGUCGGAAAGUGGCAGGCUCUGCUGCUGGGGAAAUGAAGUACGUGACGAUGGAGCUCGGCGGGAAGAGUCCUGUGAUUGUCUUGCCGGAAGUGGAUAUCGAACAAGCUGUCGAUGGGGCUAUGAUGGCCAACUUUUUCAGCACCGGUCAAGUGUGCACGAACGGAACGAGGGUCUUCGUGCCCGAAAAGCUGAAGGCCGAAUUUGAAAGGGUCCUCCUGCGGAAAAUGGACGAUGUUCGACCCGGUGAUUUGAUGGAUAUGAACACGAACUUCGGCCCCUUGGUCAGCGAGGCCCAUUAUAAGAAGGUGGUGGGAUAUGUCAAGCACGGCAUCAACGUGGACCGGGCCACGUUACUUCGUGGUGGGCUGGAAAAGCCGGAGAAUCUCCCCGAGCGGUUAAAUAAUGGGUAUUGGGUGAGACCGACGGUCUUUACGGACUGCACGGACGAGAUGAAGAUUGUCAAGGAGGAGAUUUUUGGCCCCGUCAUGACUAUUUUGACAUAUUCCUCGCUUGACGAAGCUAUCGUUAGAGCGAACAAUACCGAACUAGGUUUGGCCGCUGGAGUAUUCGGCAAAGACAUCAAUGAAUGUCAUAGAGUGGUCAAACAAUUGCAAGCAGGUAUCACCUGGAUCAACACGUGGGGCGAGUCUCCAGCUGAGAUGGCCGUUGGUGGAUGGAAGCAAAGUGGUGUUGGUGUUGAAAAUGGAAGAAGAGGGCUUGAAGCCUGGGUUCGAAACAAAAGCACGCUGGUGGAGAUGGGCGGCGCGGUGCCUACAGUAUUUGCGAAGCUUUGAGACGGGCUUGGACAGGUAAGAUGAUUCGAUGCUCAACAUCAAAAUAUUGCAUAUCCUUUUGCUGGGCUAUUCUUGCCACUUGUAUCGCCAAUGAACUCCUUCGGCUUUGACCAUGGAUAUCAUGCAGCCUGAACGCCA